Molecule: messenger RNA, 1527 nt
Organism: Orcinus orca (killer whale)
Lineage: Eukaryota; Metazoa; Chordata; Mammalia; Artiodactyla; Delphinidae
Product: keratin, type I cuticular Ha1-like
Exons: 7
Coding region: 1-1245 (414 amino acids)
Molecular function (GO): structural molecule activity
Source: RefSeq, a predicted model, not a curated record
AUGCCUUACAGCUGCUCCCUGCCCAGCCUGAGCUGCAGCUGCUUCUCCUGGCCCUGUGUGCCCCGCAGCUGCCACGGCUCCACCCUGCCCUGGUCCUGCAACCUCCCCGUCAACGUGGGCAACAGCGGCUGCCUCUGUGAGGGCUCCUUCAACGGCAACGAGAAGGAGACCAUGCAGUUCCUGAACGGCCGGCUGGCCAGCUACCUGGAGAAGGUGCGCCAGCUGGAGCGGGACAACGCAGAGCUGGAGAGCCGCAUCCGGGAGCAGAGCCAGCAACAAGAUCCCCUUGUGUGCUCCGACUACCAGUCCCACUUCCGGACCAUCGAGGAGCUCCAGCAGAAGAUCCUUUGCACCAAGGCAGAGAACACUAGGCUGGUAGUGCAGAUUGACAAUGCCAAGCUGGCCGCAGAUGGCUUCAGGACCAAGUAUGAGAUGGAGCUGGGCUUGCGGCAGCUGGUGGAGUCGGACAUAAAUGACCUGCGUAGGAUCCUGGAUGAGCUGACCCUGUGCAAGUCUGACCUGGAGGUCCAGGUGGAGUCCUUGAAGGAGGAGCUGCUCUGCCUCAAGAGCAACCACGAGGAGGAAGCCAACUCCCUGCGGAGACAGCUUGGAGACCGCCUUAAUGUGGAGGUGGACGCCGUCCCCACCGUGGACCUGAACAAUGUGCUCAACGAGACCAGGUCUCACUACGAGGCCCUGGUGGAGAGCAACCACAGGGACGUGCAGGAAUGGUUCACCAGGCAGACCGAGGAGCUGAACGGGCAGGUGGUGUCCAGCUUGGAGCAGCUGCAGUCCUACCAGGCGGAGAUCACUGAGCAGAGACGCACGGUCCAUGCCCUGGAGGUGGAGUUGCAGACCCAGCACAACCUGAGAGACUCUCUGGAGAACACCCUGACGGAGAUGGAGGCCCGCUACAGCGCCCAGCUGGCCCAGGUGCAGUGCCUGAUCAGCAACGUGGAGUCCCAGCUGGCGGAGAUCAGGAGGGACCUGGAGCGGCAGAACCAGGAGUACCGGGUGCUGCUGGAUGUCCGGGCCCGGCUGGAGUGUGAGAUCAACACGUACCGGGGGCUGCUGGAGAGCGAGGACUGCAAGCUGCCCUGCAACCCCUGCGCCACGACCAAUGCAUGUGGUAAGACCAUCAUGCCCUGCGACUCCAGUGCCUGCACCCCCUGCGCUCCUGCUGCCCGCUUCUCGCCCUGUGUCCCCCGCCCACACUGCGGGCCCUGCAACUCCUACACGUGCUAGAGUCCAGUGGUUGCCAGAGGAGCAAGGAGGCAGGGCCCAGUGUUCCAGAGCUUUGACCGGGCCCUGGUUCAUUCCACCAAAUGGGCCAGAAAACACAAUUGCAUGGCUGGAGCUGCCCCAGGGAGGUGGUCAAGAAACUCACCCAACCUACUCCAGAUAAUUCCCUGCCUACCCUUUCCUUCGUUGGAGACCGUUUCUUCUUAGCUAGCCCAGAGAACCCUCCCACGUGCCAGCAGCCUUCCCUUGUGACCUCUUAAUAAACUUGAUUUCCUUGGCAAAGCA